AUGUCAAGGAGCAACAUGCCAACACCCAAGAUAUCGUUGAAUCUCUCCUUCGUCCUGGUGGCUAUAGCACUCGGAGCAGCAGGUGUGGGGGCAGUCCCUGCCACGAAUGACUGGUCGAAACCCUGCUUCGACGGCGAAUGUGCCUACGAUUUACCAGUGCGCGGCGACUCGGCCCUUGGUGCUUUCAAAAUUGCAGGUUCACCGAAAGCCAUCACGGAUAUUACACCCGCCGCGGGAUGGGUUAUACUCGACUGUGACCCGCAUGCCUUGUCGCAGGAAAUACGUCUUGUGUGUCAGUCCGACGAUGAGGCGAACGACGAAUCGUGUAGCCAUGUCUUUGGGCAUUGGGGCGCAGUCGAUAAGAUCGUAAGACUUCCCGAUGGGUGUAGCGCAGCUCCAUUUGCGAGAAUUGCGCAGGCGACCGUGGCGCAUGAUCAGACGCUGCCCGGCCACGUCGAGGGAAAGGUGGUAAGAAGAGAUGGUGUUUCGCCUGUCAUCCACUCCUUCAAAGUCGACACCAACUUCGCAGAAGUCGAUGCGUCCAAAGUCGGUGAUAUCAACUUCGCCUUCGUAGGGCUGACCUCUCCCUCUCCCUCGCGAGACUUCCCCUCCGACACUGACCUCAACUUCGAGUUCGUCGACGGCUGGUUUGACGAUGCUUUCAAAUCGGUCGGGGCAUGGACAUCCGGCGCCGUUCAAUCCGUUGGGAAGGCUGCCGGGGACGUUGGCAACGCUGUAGGACACGCUGCUACAGACGUCGGGAAAGCCGUGGGCCAGGCAGGGCAGGCGGUCGGGCAUGCAGCUGAAACUGCUGGGAAAGCAGUAGCAGGAGCCGCCGGCGCUGCCUUCAAGGCAAUUAAAGACGUACCGGGGCUCUUGGAGAACGCUACGUCCUUCCAAUUCGAGCCAAAGGUAGAAACCUCGCCUGCUAAGUUCGAUGGCGCUGUGAAUCUCAUCAACUAUCACGACACGAAAUGUGUUGGUGGUGGAGAGGGUGGCGUGGCUUCAGGUUCGUUGAAGGUGGAUUUGGACGGGAAGGGUAGCGGAAGUGUGAAAGCCGGUGUAAUCGUUGAUGGGUCGAUUGUUCCCCCCAAGAUCAAAGACUUUGCUGCUUACGCGGGGCUGUCGUUCGAUGUGGACGCUUCGGUCGUGAUCAAGGCUGCCAUUCUAGGUGGAUACGAGUCUGGAAGGAUGAGUGUUAUAAAGCCUAUUGGCCUUCCAGCCCUCUCCAUCCCUGGCGUCCUCACCAUAGGGCCUAUGAUCGAACUACAAGCCGAGGCGAAAGCGUUACUGGAUUUGAAGAUCGACUCGAACGUUCAUCUUGCGUACAAAGUGGAUAAUCUGGAAUUGUGGUACCCCAAAGCAAAGAAGGCGUCAGUAGAGAAGGGUAUACAUACUAAGCCCGCUCCCCUCAAACUCAAGGCGAAAGCAAAGGCCAACGCAAAAGGAUAUAUCGAAGGACACUUAAUCCCAUCCCUCAAACUAGGCAUCUCCGCGCUUGCAGGCAAAGCUGGUGCGGAUGUGUUCCUCGAGGCCGAUGCAUUCGCCCGUGUUAGCAUCACUGCCGAAGCCCACGCAACCGCCAACGUCAAGGCGGGCGGCGCUGCUCCUGCUGCUAAGGGUGCACCUGCCGCUCCCGCCAAAGCCGCUGCCCCCGCUGCGGGGAAGAAGGGCAAGGGCAAACGCGAUAUUUACGUACCACCUUACGCCUACGGCUCCCGCCGUCGAGAUAUCUCCGCCCAAGAUGGCAGCGAUGGUGCGCCAGCUGCGGGCGUGAAGGCUGGGUUCAGUGGUUGCGUCGAUCUAUCGGCUGGCUUGGAACUGAAUUAUGGUGCAAAAGCGAAUGUGGGAGAUCUUUGGAAGGUCAAUGAGAGUGGGUCAUUGUGGAAGAGCCCAAUCUGGCCCAUUUGGUCGGGUUGCUUUGAGGCGGGCACCAAAGCUGCGAAACCAGCUGGAAAAUCGUCUUGGGAUCCUGCGACUCUGGAGAAGAAAUUCAAGGAGAAGAAGUUGACGUGUGAUGCCACGGACGUGGGUGACUUGGAGAGCAUUCCUGAUGAAUCUCUCCCAGCGAAGACGUGA
This is a messenger RNA of Pleurotus ostreatus (oyster mushroom), 2079 nucleotides long. RefSeq lists its product as uncharacterized. Lineage: Eukaryota; Fungi; Basidiomycota; Agaricomycetes; Agaricales; Pleurotaceae. The record is from RefSeq and is a predicted model, not a curated record. The transcript is spliced from 10 exons. The coding region runs from base 1 to 2079 and encodes 692 amino acids.